Messenger RNA from Protopterus annectens (West African lungfish), 638 nucleotides. RefSeq names its product CD79a molecule (gene CD79A). Gene Ontology annotation, molecular function: transmembrane signaling receptor activity. NCBI's taxonomy places the organism in Eukaryota, Metazoa, Chordata, Ceratodontiformes, Protopteridae. Bases 1 to 330 code for a protein of 109 amino acids. Gene Ontology annotation, biological process: B cell differentiation; B cell receptor signaling pathway. The record is from RefSeq and is a predicted model, not a curated record. Gene Ontology annotation, cellular component: external side of plasma membrane; B cell receptor complex; membrane. The transcript is spliced from 4 exons.
AUGUUGUUGCUUCAUGGAGGGAACAAUGCUCCACCAAUGAACAACCUUCUGAACCUAAGCGAAUCGGUGAAGAAUGACAUCAUGACAGCAGAAGGCAUCCUGCUGCUUGUCUUAGUUGUCAUACCUGGGACAGUGCUGCUGUGUAAGAAAAAAUCUAAGCUGCAGCAGUCUCUUCAAAUUCAGUACCAGAAGGAUGAUGGAGAAAAUAUAUAUGAGGGCCUGAAUCUGGAUGAGAGAUCCAUGUAUGAGGACAUCUCCAGAGGAUUGCAAGGCACAUAUCAGGAUGUUGGAAGCUUCCAUACCUCAGAAAUCCAGCUGGAGAAACCAUGACAAUGCAUCAAUGAUCUAUGUCUGAUUAUGAAAGGAACAUGCUUGCAUACCAAUGUUGCAUUUUCAUGUGUACCACAGGGUACAAGUACCUGGCUUUUCAAUUAUCACAGCAACAUUAUCUAUCCACUUAUGUGUUAGAUAAAUGUUUUCCCUUCCUUUUCUGUUCUUGCAUUCUUGAAUAAUGACUUGUUUCUUCUGUACACUUUUAUGCCGUUUCCUGUAUUUUAUACUAGGGUUUGCACAAUUCAGACGGCGAGAUCUGAACAUGUGUCAAUGAAAUGUGAGAUUUUGUAGGAAAAUUCAUGUCC